CUAUACGAAGUAUUAUCGUUAUUGUCUACGUGUAUCAUUAAUAAGCAAUCAUUAGUAAGCAUAUACGAUAUACGAUGUUCAGUUUACUCAGAACCAGGAUGUUGGUUCCUACAAGACUCAUAGCCCCAACUAGAAUCCUCACUUGCCAAUUCCACUCCAGUCCUGCUGCAUACAAAUUAUUUGGCAAAAAGAAAUCUGAAACACUAAAGAAACCAGAAGAAGUCAAAGCACAAGAUCCAGAGAAGCCGAAGGUACCACGAGCCAAAUCAGUCUUUGAACUUCCUGAAUUCAAGGUCACACCAGAAAUACUCGCAAAACAACAGCAACAGCAAGAAAAGCCAAACCCAGCCUUAUAUACUACCCAUCCAAUCAUUAAAAGAGUUCCCAAAUUCUUCCGUCCCUACGUAGGAGGAUUCAUCAAUGCUCCAUACUCUCAUGUUAUUUCAUUUAUGAUACUCCACGAAAUCACCGCCAUUGUCCCCUUGUUUAUCAUUUGGUGGGCAUUCCAUCAACAACCAGAUUAUAUUCCAGAAGUAAUUCCAGAAUGGGCAAUUUCCCGAGCCACUGCUAUUAUUGAAAAUUGGCUAGGUAACUACGUCACCAUCAAUAAUUUCAGUGAUAAAGUCCAAUUCAUUCUUGAAGGUGCUUAUGCUUAUACAAUUGUUAAAGUAACUUUACCAUUACGACUUUUCGCUAGUUUUGCCUUGAUGCCAUUUGGUGCUAGACUUAUUGUUCCUAUUUUCAAUCGUUUCAGAAUCAAAAAGAUUGAUAUGUACAAAACACCUCAAGUAAAACUAGUUGAGAUGCAAGUUGAUCCAAAGGCCAAGGUCAAGAAUGUCAAGGGAAAGAAGUUGUAACUGUAUAUAAAUCUAAUAGAAUAAUGUAAACUUUUAAAAUAUGACAAUUUUUU
Spathaspora passalidarum NRRL Y-27907 is the source of this 910-nucleotide messenger RNA. RefSeq lists its product as uncharacterized. The coding region runs from base 99 to 857 and encodes 252 amino acids. The record is from RefSeq and is a predicted model, not a curated record. Gene Ontology annotation, cellular component: mitochondrion. NCBI's taxonomy places the organism in Eukaryota, Fungi, Ascomycota, Pichiomycetes, Serinales, Debaryomycetaceae. The transcript has a single exon.